Molecule: messenger RNA, 3338 nt
Organism: Oncorhynchus masou masou (cherry salmon)
Lineage: Eukaryota; Metazoa; Chordata; Actinopteri; Salmoniformes; Salmonidae
Product: disabled homolog 2-like
Biological process (GO): positive regulation of endocytosis; negative regulation of canonical Wnt signaling pathway; receptor-mediated endocytosis
Cellular component (GO): cytoplasm; plasma membrane
Source: RefSeq, a predicted model, not a curated record
GGAGCUCUGUACGCGGUAGGGGAGUCACCAAUUCACCACAUAGCGGCGCGUUCUGGGGCACUUCUUAGCGGAAAACAUCUGAUUCCAACACAUCUCUGAAAAAGCGGUGUUUGAGUCAACCUUCAUAGAGGAUAGGAGACGUGUCGACCGGUCUAGAUAGCUUUUGAAUAACAUUCAGAACACUGGAAGAGAAACCUCGAAUAUGAAGAAUUCUGUCUGGAGCGCUUGUUAACGGCACAUAACGGAGCAUGUGCUAGUACUGAGUCUCUUUGCUGAGUCGACCCCCUAGUCUGAACAAGGAGCUGCCAUCUGAUUUGGUUUACCUGUCCUGACUCCAGUAAGGCAAGCCCCUACCCCACCAUGUCUACUGAAAUGGAGAGUGUUGCACCCGUGGUCCCGGCUGCCCCCUCCAGCACCCCCGCCUCCACAACCAGCCCUCCCACCACACCCUCCACAGCACCAGCCAAGACCCCCUUUAAGAAAGAGAAGAAGAAAGCUCCAGAGAAGACUGAUGAGUACCUGCUGUCAAGGUUCCAGGGUGAUGGUGUGCGGUACAAGGCCAAGCUGAUCGGCAUCGACUAUGUUCCAGAGGCCCGAGGGGACAAGAUGAGCCAGGACUCCAUGAUGAAACUCAAGGGCAUGGCAAUAGCUUCUCGGUCCCAGGGCAAACACAAGCAAAGGAUCUGGGUCAACAUAUCCAUGUCAGGCAUCAAGCUCAUUGAUGAGAAAACAGGGGUGAUAGAACACGAGCACAUGGUGAAUAAGAUCUCAUUCAUCGCCAGAGACGUAACGGAUAACAGGGCCUUCGGCUACGUGUGUGGGGCCGAGGGACAGCACCAGUUCUUCGCCAUAAAGACUGGCCAGCAGGCAGAGCCCCUGGUCAUUGACCUAAAGGAUCUAUUCCAGGUCAUCUUCAACGUGAAGAAGUCAGAGGCUUCACAGAAGGGUGGGAGUACUAAUGCGGUAGCUGAGAAUGGUGGUGAUGCCUUGCUCAGUAUCGAUGGCCAGGCUGGCGCUGCCAAAGAGGUGCAACAGCUGGAUUUGUUUGGUGAUAUGUCCACCCCCCCAGACAUCCACUCUCCUACAGAGACUAGUGAUAUUCUAUUGCUGGAUCUGUCUGCCGAGGUUGACAGCAAUCAGAACUGUAUAAAGGGAAAUCCCUUCACCUCCUGUACACCUAACCCUUGGGGCACCCCCACAGAGAACCCCUUCUCCUCCACGUUUGACUUCUUUCCAACCCCAGACACGGACCCUUUUGGCAAUGACCCCCUUGCCCAAUCAGCACCCCCCCAUUCUCUGAUCUCAGCCCCCUCCACCAAUCACAACCAAGAAAGCUCUGUUAACUUCUUGGGUAGGCCAAUCAAGAGCGGAGUUGGUCUUACAGAAGACUCUGACAACUUCGGUCAGCAAUUGAGCGGGUUGUCCAAUAGGAACAUGAUCCUGGCUCUCAGUAAUGGCCAGUGGCCACUAGGUGGGGUGAUGACAGAAGAGAGCAGGGUUCCUGUCCAGAAUGGUUUGGGAUCUGUGCACUCACCACAGAACCCCUUUCUUGACGUUUCUGGGAAAAGUCCUCUCCUUUGUGGAUCGAACAUCACGUCAUUACAACUCCCUGCCCCUGUGGGUCCUAGCAAGGAUGGUUCGGUUGUGAUAAGCCCCCCUCCACAGAGCACUAAGACUGGACGAGGUCGGAGGAGUGCCAAGUCUCCUCCUGCCAAUGACCUGUUUGGGACCGACCCAUAUGCUGCUCUCAGUCAGCCUGACUGCUCAUCUGCCUCUGAUGACCUCUUCAACAGUCCGACCACCUCUCCCAUAGCAGCUCUGGGAGCAUUGCAGUUGGGUCCCCCUUCAGUCACCAUUCAUGGCACAACCACAUCACCGUGGGGAGUCCCAGCACCAGGACCUUCCAUGUUCACCAUGCCAGGAGGGGUAACACUCCACAACCCCCAGACCACCUUCCCCCAGCCAGCUGCCUUUGGUGCCCUUCCUAUACCCCCGGCCCCCUGGGGCCAGCAGGCUCCAUCCCCGUAUGGGGCCCAGCCGGUCACCCAGGCUUGGGGACAGCCUGCUCCUGCAGGGCCCAUGGUUGCACCUGGCUGGGGCCAGCCUCCCAUGGCUAACCCCUUCCAACCAGGCCCUUAUGCCAUGAUGGGAGGCCCUCCACAGGGUAUGCCACAAGGUCCACCCCGGCCACCACCCCGGCCCCCAAUCAAGGAGGCCCCAGCCAAGGUAGAACCCAGUGCCUUCACGGCUCUGGACCCCCUGGGAGGGGAGAAGGAGAAGAAGAGUGGGAAGGACAUGUUCAAGGACUUCCAGAUAGCCAAACCUCCAGCCAUCCCGGCCAGGAAGGGGGAGCAGGCUCCUGGAGCCGCCCCCAGCACUAAUGGGGAUGGCGCAUUUGCCCAGUACUUCUCCAGCAAAGUGGGCAUGCUCCAGGAGGUUGCGGAUCACGACGACUUUGAAAUUCAGAGUCAGAUUUCAGCGGUUGCCAAUGACUCACCCAAACCGGCCCCACGGCAAGCUGCUCCCAUGUCUUCUGCAGCGGCCCCCGUUCCAGGGCUCCUGGAUGCCUUUGCCCCAAAUCCAGCCCUGGCUCCAACAGCAGCAACAGGUCUCAACCAGAGCCUAUUUGAUGAUGCAUUUGGCACUGCAACUCCUAAUGCCUUUGGAGCACCACUCCUAGCAAUGAACACUCCUGUUGCCCAGGCCACUGGUGUCUCGGAUCCCUUCGGAGACCCCUUUGGAAACCCCUUUGCCUAAGUUACAUCCUGCCCAUCAGUUCCAGAUAAUAAGCAGCAAGGCUCUACGACCAAAUAAGAUCUUCAGAACCAGCUGCUACAACGAGCACAAGACAAUCUACAUGAUUGCGUCUUUUUGCCCCUGCCCCAAUGCACACACUAACUCCUCACCUGCCUUUUUUGAUGCCAGUUACUUAGCUUCCCCCAAACCACCUUCACUUUAAAGAUGCACUCCAGAAAUGUCAAACUUUUCCUGAUGGGAAAAACAAUAUCCCACAUUUGUAUACACUUAAGGGGGAGAAAUAAAGAUUUUCAGCAAAAUAGUUUUUGUUUGCAUUCAUCUUUAAAAAAAAAAAAAAAAAAUCUUCCUCGUAAGCCAAUUCAAGGAGUUGGUCUGUGCCUUUAAGUAAAGGUGAUGAAUGAGCUGGAGGACUUUGUCUUGCCCAAUCGGUGGUAGUAGUUUUUAGUUUCUGUUCCCAGCUCACUUAGCUUUUCAGUGCCACUGAAUGAAAUGUAUUCUAAUGAAAUUAUUCCCGAAAGGGAGGAACAUGGAAGGGAAGGCCCUACAAAUACUGUCUAUUAAUUAAACACAUUUCGUUCAUA